GGCUAGCGAUGGAGUCAGUAAGAUCUUCGGUCGCUUGGCGAGGCGAGAAUUUCCCGUCUGUGCUUUCGUUACAGAAUGGUCAACGAUUGGCAUAACACCAAGGAGUUAAUCAAUCAGCUGUAAUGAAAGGCCAUCCGCUUGUCUCAGUUGAGACACGAUGGAUUCUUCCAUUUAACCCGCUGGAGAUUCUGCAUCAGCUUAGGUUUUCGGACUCGUACAAUAUUUUUCGUUUGUCUUUGCAACCAUGACUGAAUCACAGGGCUCGACUGUUAAUUCGGUUGCUAUUUGUUUUGCUGUCAUUAGCUUUUGUGCUGUGGUGUUGAGAUUGUGGGCGAGGACGUUUAUUGUCAAGUCGCUUGGGGCUGAUGACUACUUGAUUUGCGUUGGAGCCAUCUUAUCAUGGUGCUUUAUCGGCUGCACAAUUGCUUCCGUCCAACAUGGCCUCGGUAGUCACUACGAAGACGUGAUAAAGCGCGGGACCGACAACUUCAUCGCCUACCUCCAAAUCGUCUGGCUGUCCUCCAUCUUCUACAAUGCCUGCCUCGGCUUCAUUAAGAUCUCAGUACUUGCGCUUUACACCCGACUCGGCGAUAAAAUGUUACGCAAGACGGCGUUUGUGAUGAUGGGGGUCGUUGGAUGUCAGGCUGGUGCAAAUGUCCUGGCUUGCAUCUUUCAGUGUUCUCCAGUCCCGGCCGCGUACGAUAUUACGAUCUUGCCAGAUGAUAAGAAGUGCGUUGACAUCAAUGCUUUCUACUUGGCGAAUGCAGCUGUCAAUAUCUUUACGGAUAUUCUUACGUACACAUUGCCGAUUCCACUGGUGGCAAGACUUCGUGUUCCCCGACGACAGAAGAUCAGCUUGGCCAUCAUCCUGGGUCUCGGACUCUUUGCCUGUGUCUCGUCCAUCAUCCGAAUAACAUACAUCCCCAAGAUGCUCAGCUCCUCCGACCAAACCUGGGUCAUAUCCGACGCAAUGUACUGGUCCGUAAUCGAGACCAACAUCGGCAUCCUCGCCGCCUCGAUCCCCUCCUACAAAGCCAUCGCCAAGAAAUACGCGCCCCGUCUCCUCGGCAGCUCUGGCAUGUCCAGCAGUCGCAAGCUCUCCGGCUUCAAACAAAUGCCACUUGAGCUUCAGGGUGGUAGCAAUCCUGGUACUGGUGCACCAAAGAGUACGUUCGAGACGAAUAUCAAGAAUGGGCUGGAGGAUAAUAGCAGUGAAGAGGUGUUGGUUAUGCCGAGUGGGAGGAUUGGGGUUAAGACGGAUAUUACGUUUCGAUACGAGAACAACUUGGAGAAUGGGACGCAGAGUCAAAGAUAAAACAUCGCGGCGUCUCAAUUGUUUUAGAUAGGACAACUAUAGUAAUAGAUAAUAGCUUGACUUGCACAUACUAGUCUUUGACAUUAAACAUCGA
Messenger RNA from Fusarium odoratissimum NRRL 54006, 1409 nucleotides. RefSeq lists its product as uncharacterized. The record is from RefSeq and is a predicted model, not a curated record. Lineage: Eukaryota; Fungi; Ascomycota; Sordariomycetes; Hypocreales; Nectriaceae. The coding region runs from base 245 to 1315 and encodes 356 amino acids. The transcript has 5 exons.